Molecule: messenger RNA, 543 nt
Organism: Acanthoscelides obtectus
Lineage: Eukaryota; Metazoa; Arthropoda; Insecta; Coleoptera; Chrysomelidae
Source: the annotation of a GenBank genome assembly
AUAACCCCCAGGCGUCAGGCGAUUGGAUAAGCUCCUAGAGUGACUGUCUGACUCUGACCUCUGACUGUAGCACGCAGAACGGCAGAACGCACACAUCCGCAAAUCAAUUAAUAUCUACCGAAAAUGGAGAAAAACAACAAUCAGGAUAAGAAAAAGACACCACCAGAAAAUGGAGCGGAUAUCACCGAAGUUAUAAACAACGUGAUAUUCUGGUAUUCCCUCCUCCUCAUGAUCGAGCAGCUGGAACGUCGACAACGGAUGGGAAGAGGCCAUGGCGAUGGUGGUAACGACGGCGGUGCUGCCAAAUGAAGCUUUUAUAAAAGGCCCAGUCGUUUUAAAAAAUGGUUGGCCAGAUAGCCAAAUAAUGAAUCGAUGAUUAAUAUUUGACAAUAUGGCCGCCGUUUAUGAAACGACGGCGUUUUAUUUUCUUUUUACUUUCAUCUAUAAUAAUAUAUUAUGUUCUGUAUUACAAAACUUAAAUAAAGUGAAUUACUGAAAAUGGUGUCCCAUUUUAUUUUUUGUAUUGGAUAGGGGUACGCCUGU